Messenger RNA from Solanum verrucosum, 1216 nucleotides. RefSeq lists its product as uncharacterized. Bases 336 to 1199 code for a protein of 287 amino acids. The record is from RefSeq and is a predicted model, not a curated record. NCBI's taxonomy places the organism in Eukaryota, Viridiplantae, Streptophyta, Magnoliopsida, Solanales, Solanaceae. The transcript is spliced from 10 exons.
UAUCUAGAUUACCUUUGAGAACAACUUUUUCCAUAAUUGUGCACCUGUAAUGAAGGCACUUAAACAAAAGUUCCCUUUGAUUGUGGUGUUAAUCUCUAAUUUGUUUGUAAUUAUCCCACAUUUCUCCUUUAUUUCCCCUUUUUGGGGUUACAUAAUUUUGGUGGUUGGAAGUAAAGAGUGAGAAUUGAAAUGAUGAUAGUUUGAAAAUAUAAGAAGGAAGCAUGGGUUAGUGUAAUUAUUUGAACAACUGUUUAUUAUCAUUCUUCUUUAACCUUUUUUUGUUUCUGUUUGAAACUUUGGGAAAAUUUUUGAUCUCCCAACAAUUUUUCUUUCUAAUGAGAUUAAGGCGUAGCCAAUGCAUUCUUUCUUGUGCCUCCUACUACAAAGCUGAUGAAGAUGAAAGUAAUUGGCACAGAAAGAAGCUAGAUGAGGAGCCAGCAUGGUCACAUAAUCCUCCACACGUAAUUUCACAGUUUGCUCAGUGCUUUACUAAUGCUAUGGUUGGACCACGAGCAUGGAUAGGAGGAAUCUUCAACCGCUCGAGCAAUAAACGACUUGGAAGCGAUAAAUAUCUUAACUACCCUUUAACUCCUCAUCAGGAACAAAGCUUACACGGGCUUCAAGAACGGCUAGGAGUACCUUUUGAUGAAGCACGCCUAGAUCAUCAAGAAGCUCUUCGAGAUUUAUGGAAUGCAGCAUUUCCAAAUGUUAAGCUUAAAAGUUUGAUCUCCGAGCAAUGGAAAGAUAUGGGCUGGCAAGGAGCAAACCCAUCAACUGACUUCAGGGGUUGUGGAUUUAUUUCGCUCGAGAAUUUGCUGUAUUUUGCAACAAGAUAUCCGGCUUGUUUUCAUAGGUUGCUUUUCAAGCAAAGUGGAUUGAGAGCAACGUGGGAGUAUCCAUUUGCAGUUGCUGGGAUUAAUGUUACAUUCAUGUUGAUUCAGAUGCUCGACUUAUUCUCAGAAAAACCAAAGUGUCUUCCAGGAUUAAAUUUUGUUAAGUUGAUAGGAGAAGAUGACGAGGCGUUUGAUGUUCUAUACUGUAUAGCAUUUGCGAUGAUGGAUGCGCAGUGGCUGGCUAUGCGUGCUUCAUACAUGGAGUUUAAUAACGUUUUGCAAGCGACGAGGAUGCAGUUAGAGAGGGAACUAUCAUUAGAUGAUAUACAAAGAAUAGAAGAUCUGCCAGCAUUCAACCUGAUAUAGUAAGUAAACACACUUCU